Aspergillus alliaceus is the source of this 528-nucleotide messenger RNA. Its product is annotated as flavin reductase family protein. The record is from RefSeq and is a predicted model, not a curated record. Lineage: Eukaryota; Fungi; Ascomycota; Eurotiomycetes; Eurotiales; Aspergillaceae. Bases 1 to 528 code for a protein of 175 amino acids. The transcript is spliced from 3 exons.
AUGGACUCUGCUGUAGGCCUGCGUAUCCCACGGCCCAUUGGGUGGAUUUCCACCAAGAAUAAGAAAGGGCAAUGCAACCUCGCACCGUACUCUCGUUUCAAUAAUCUGACUUUUGACCCACCAUAUGUCAUGUUUUCUUCCAACCAGACCGCUACCGGCGACCGUAAGGAUAUGGUGGUAAACGCCGAAGAAAUUGGAACUUUUGCCUGGAACCUGGCCACCUGGGACGUCCGGGAAGCGGAACGGCCAACUCUCAUCGAAGUCCCGAUGGGGACCGUGGAUAUUGCCAUUGGCAAGGUUAUCGGGGUCCAUAUUGGGAAUGAAGUGCUCACGAACGGCUCGCUCGAUAUUAAGAAGACACAGCCAAUUACUCGCUGCGGCUACUACCAGUACGCUGUGACUCGGGAUACCUUCGAAAUGAUAGUUCCCAACAUGUCGGCGGAUGUUUUAUAUGGUUUGGAGGGCAAUGCGACUCGUAACCACAAGAAGAAUGAGGAAAAUGAGAAAGAAAAAAAUGCCAACAAGUAG